Molecule: messenger RNA, 891 nt
Organism: Helobdella robusta
Lineage: Eukaryota; Metazoa; Annelida; Clitellata; Rhynchobdellida; Glossiphoniidae
Exons: 7
Coding region: 1-891 (296 amino acids)
Molecular function (GO): GTPase activator activity
Source: RefSeq, a predicted model, not a curated record
AUGAUCCUGUACUUGCUUAACUUUCUGUAUCUAAAUUCUUUUACACGUGGCAUAUUUAAAUGGAUCCUUAGAAUAAUAACAGGAAAGUGCGAGCUGCUGCGGAUUGUUUACUCCAAAGAACCCGAUUUACUCAAAAUUUUAAACAUUGAAUCUUCUCUCAGACUGUCGAAAUCGCGGAAACUGAACCAUGUGCACAUUUCUGAUAAUCUAGAUGAUAAAAAAUUAGUCCAAGACAUUAUUACCGAAAAGUCAAUUAAUAUUCAAUAUCAUUCCAGGUUUGUUGUUCCCAUGGAAUUAUACCUGUCUCAAAUUUCUGGUUAUCAUAAACUGACAAGAGAAGUUGAACAUCUCAGAAAAAUUCCUUAUUCGAGCGAGAAUUCUGAACAUGAGGAUCUUCUGAUGAAAUUGUGGAACAAAUUAAAUCCUGGCGUAAAGCUGCCCAGUAGAAAAACCGUACUUUGGGAAGAUAUAGGAUUCCAAGGAAAAGAUCCUGCUACAGAUUUUAGAGGAAUGGGAAUGCUUGGCCUGAACUGUUUAGUAUAUUUAUCGUUAUGUCACACAGAAACAGCGCGAUAUCUACUGUCUCAUUCUCAUCAUCCUAAAUACGGAUAUUUCUUCGCUAUAGUUGGCAUUAACAUUACAAGCGUUGCAUAUCAGUUUUUGAUGAGAGGAAAAUUAAGAUCUCAUUUUUAUGCUGCAGUCAAAAAGAAACCUUUGAUGUCAGAUUUUUACAGAAUUUUCAUCCACUUUUAUUAUGAGUUUGACAAAUAUUGGAUGUCUAAGCAGCCUGACUCCAUAAUGGAAUUUGAAAGAAUACGGACAGAAUUUGAACAGAUAAUGUUAAAUUUAUUAGAGAGUAAUAACGUUCCGUUGCAAUUUACAUUCAUAUAA